AUGAAUUUAUUUCGUCCAUGGUUAGCCAAUAAACAACAAUCAUCAAAUGAAACAAAUUCAACAACAACAACAACAACAAAUGAACAACAACAACAACAACAACAAAGAUUAAAAAAAUUCAUCUGUAUUGAAUGUAAAAAUGGUUUCAGUAAUCGUAGUCAAUUGAAUAGCCAUAUUCGUACUCAUACAGGUGAACGACCAUUUGUUUGUGAUUAUAAUAAUUGUCAAAAAUCAUUUACAAGAAAUGAAGAAUUAACAAGACAUCGUCGUAUACAUACUGGUAUACGACCAUAUCAAUGUUGUUGGUGUGAUAAACGUUUCGGUAGAAAAGAUCAUUUAAGAAAACAUGAACGUACACAUGAAAGACGUUUUCGUUUAUCAUCAACAUCAUCGACAACAUCGACAUCAACAUUAUUUCAUCAUCAAAAUCAUCAAAUCAAUAAUACCGAAUCGAUUAUAAUGCCCAAAUCAUCAUUAUCGAUGGAUGUUGUCGAUUCUGAACAGAAUAAUAUU
Dermatophagoides pteronyssinus (European house dust mite) is the source of this 513-nucleotide messenger RNA. RefSeq lists its product as uncharacterized. Gene Ontology annotation, molecular function: DNA-binding transcription factor activity, RNA polymerase II-specific; RNA polymerase II cis-regulatory region sequence-specific DNA binding. Lineage: Eukaryota; Metazoa; Arthropoda; Arachnida; Sarcoptiformes; Pyroglyphidae. Gene Ontology annotation, biological process: regulation of transcription by RNA polymerase II. The record is from RefSeq and is a predicted model, not a curated record.